AUGCAACCCAGCCAACAACAGGAACCCAUGCAGAACGACGACCAUCCUACGAGACCUUUCGAGUCGGUAUCAGCCGAUUUCUUCACAGUCGCAGGGAAACCGUUCCUUGUGAUUGCAGACCGUCUCUCUGGCUGGCCUGUCGUCGUCCCCUGUGGUGCCUCGUCUACAGCAUCAUGCACUACACGCAUGGUCUGCCAUUAUUUUUGCGAUGUUGGUGUUCCACUCCGCCUGAGGACAGAUGGCGGACCCCAAUUCACCAGCUCCGAGUUCAAGGACUUCAUGAAACGAUGGGGAGUUCACCAUGUGAUAUCGCCCCAUUACCCUCAGUCGAAUGGCCACGCCGAGGCAGCUGUUAAGUCAACCAAGUACCUCAUCAUGAAAGCGGCGCCCUCCGGCAACAUCGACAAUGAAGACUUCGACAGAGGCCUCCUUGAACUGUGCAACAUCCCUAAUGCCACAGGAAGAUCGCCAGCUCAGAUUCUCUACGGACGCCCGCUUCGCUCCUGCUUUCCGGCCCACCCGGAAUCCUUCUCAGAGGAAUGGCAGGAGAAAUCCGAAGACUGUGACCGCCGAGCAGCCGCCCAAGCCGAAUAA
This is a messenger RNA of Penaeus vannamei (Pacific white shrimp), 594 nucleotides long. Lineage: Eukaryota; Metazoa; Arthropoda; Malacostraca; Decapoda; Penaeidae. The record is from RefSeq and is a predicted model, not a curated record.